This is a messenger RNA of Theobroma cacao (cacao), 600 nucleotides long. NCBI's taxonomy places the organism in Eukaryota, Viridiplantae, Streptophyta, Magnoliopsida, Malvales, Malvaceae. The record is from RefSeq and is a predicted model, not a curated record.
AUGUCGACUCCUACAGCACCUCACCCAACUCCACCCAUCUUUGAUGAAAAAAAUUACACAAUCUGGGCUAUCAAGAUGGAGGCAUAUCUUAGAGGAAAUUACCUCUGGAAUGCCAUAGAAUAUGAGGAUGAGCCGCCUGCGUUGAGAGAUAAUGAAACAAUUACGCAGAUUAAACAAUACUCUGAAGAGAUAGCAAAGCGAUACAGAGUUGUGUCCUUCAUUCGUGCAAUUGUGUCUGAGAUUAUAUUUAGUAGAAUCAUGGGUUGCAAGACUGCAAAGGAAGCGUGGAACAAACUUCAACAAGAGUUUCAAGGAUCUGCAAGAAGUAGACAAAUGCAGGUUCAAAAUCUUCGAAGAGAGUUUGAGCUUCUCAGAAUGAAAGAUACUCAAUUUGUCAUGGAUUAUGCUGAUCGAGUGAUGAGCCUAGUAAAUCAGAUUCGCAUGCUAGGUGAAGACUUGCAAGAGGUAUGGGUUGUUGAGAAAAUUCUUAAUAGUGUUCCAGAAAAAUUUAAAGCAACAGUGUCUUCCUUAGAGCAAACUAAAGACUUGUCUCAACUCACUAUUAUUGAGUUGGUGACUGCACUGGAAGCUUAUGAAUAA